Molecule: messenger RNA, 1398 nt
Organism: Soboliphyme baturini
Lineage: Eukaryota; Metazoa; Nematoda; Enoplea; Dioctophymatida; Soboliphymatidae
Source: the annotation of a GenBank genome assembly
AUGUCAAAAGUACAAUUUCCAGUUUUAUGCUUACAGCUGGAAAUUUUGCCAAAGGAGAUGCAUGAUCCGAUGAUAUUUGCACUUCCGAAUCGUACACGUUUUCGCCUGCUCGAUUUUCCGGUGCAUCUUCCGUUGGAACUACUCGGUGUUGACUCGGUGCUGCUCGUGCUCGAAUGCAUGCUGCUCGAAUAUAAGGUCGUUCUCCAAUCACGGGAUUACAAUGUGGUCAGUAUGUGCGUUUUGGCAUUGUCCAGUCUGCUGUAUCCGCUCGAAUAUUUGUUCCCUAUCAUACCAUUGCUACCUUCUUUCAUGAACGGUGCCGAACAGUUGCUGCUGGCACCGACUCCAUUUGUCAUUGGGAUACCGUCGACGUUCUUCCUCUGUCGAGGGAUCGAUAAGGUACCGCCAGACAUUGUCCUGGUCGACCUCGACUCGAACGAGGUAGGUAUCAAGGUUCCGCUGAACUUCACGUUGCCCAAAAUUCCAGAUGCUGAACGGGCACUGCUGCAGGUUCCGUUCGACCAGUGCCAGGCUUUGAGCGGUGCCGCCUAUUCGUCGUCAAGAAUUUCGAGCAGCAACAAGCUGCUCUACGUUGCCGACAAAAACGUCAAACCGGCAGAUGACAUCGACACAGAUGUGAUGGACGUCGCUAUUCGUGUCGCCAUGGUAAAGUUUUUUAACUCGCCGAAUGUUUUGGGCAAUUUUCAAGAGCACACCAGAACGCUUCGUCUGUUCCCGAGGCCAGUAGUCGCACUGCUUAGCGACUCGUUCAUUCGAUCGCGCAAAAAUCCGUCUGAUUUCGUUCGUGAAUUGGCCAAAACUCAGGCUGUGGAGUACUUUGCCGAAUGGUGCAUCAACCCCAAAAACGAAGCCUUCCUGCGUGUGCAAAACGGCGUUGUCGAUCCUGCGGCUAUUGGGGAUAAAGCAAGGUGGUUUGCUGAUGAACUCAAGCCGGUCGUUUUCGAAGUUUAUCCGCCAAACUCGUCGCUGGCCGCCGCAUGGAAUGCAAUCACGGUGGAAAUAUCAGAACAUAGAGAAACGGACGAAAGCGAUGAUUCCAGCCCUGACGAAGCUUCCAGUUGCAGCAGUUCUUUAUCCAGUAUUUCCGACCUGAUGUUUGAAUCGCCGGUACAAGAUUUCAACCCACUCGAAGAGUUCGGCCGCGGUCCAGCGCCAAUCAGUCACAUAAAUGACGUCUACCGCGAGCCUUUAAGACUGGAGCUGCCCGGCUGCGAUGAACUUAGCUCUUUGCCGGAUUCAGCGCAUAGUUCGAAUUUGAGUAGUCCUUCGUCCGUAUCCGCCAGUAACAUGGACUCCGAGACGGACUUUGCGAAGUUGGCCGAAAACCUCGCUCUGAAGAAUAACCUUGAUGUAAGCCGCCUUAGUGGUUAUAAGUAG